GUUUUUGUUUUUUUAAUAGUUAGGUGAGUUAGAUGAAUUGAAAAAAAAGGAAACAGAAGUGUGCCUGUGUGUGUGGGUGUGUUUCACACCCUAGUGUCUGGAAAUGCAUUCGAUUAGGAACACACCCUAACACAGCUGUGUACUUCAGGGAACAUGAUGCACACACAUGUGUAUGUGUAGUAUCUACACGACCAAUAUGACACUCCCAUAUUGUGUGAAACACAGAUACUGCAGUUUUCUAUUUGUUUAUAAAGGCUUUGUUCACAAGGAUAUUUUUUAAGAUGAACUCAUACAUACCACACACACACUAAUCAUUGUGUGUGUGUGUGUGUGUGUGUGUGUGUGUGUCCGUGUCCAUGAUUUGACAGUUUUGACCUUGGCUGGACAUUUCACAAGGGAGAAACUGACACUUUUAGCCAAAUUGUUUCCUUUUGGUUAAUAAGGUUAAAGAUAUAUUUAGGUGUAGGAGUAGCAUUAAUAAGCUAACUUAUUAAUCAUGCAAAUGUAAGGACAAGGACAGUAAGAUGUGUGUGCAUGUGUGUGUGUGUGUGUGUGUUUGUGUGUGUGUUAUUUACUCAUUUCAACAGUCUAGUACAGGUUAAACCAUUUAAUUGCCAUCAAUACAGACAUGAAGAGUCACACUACCUCAUUUGUGGUUACCCACACUCACAGGCUCACUCCAAGCAGAAAGCUCCUUCCAGCGAUGCAUUAAUAUUAAUAACACGUGCUGUUGCGUAAGGCUUAUCAUUUUUUAAUAGACCCAUGUGAUAUUACACAACGUAUGGGUGUGAACUUCUUAAAAUCAACACGUUUUCUUGUUCAGUCUGCAUUGUUUAAAAAUACUUGGGGGAAAAAGACAGAAGAUCAUAUUUUUUUUCCACCAUAGUUAAGAUAGAAUGGUGCUAUCAAAGCCAUUGAUAAUUUGAGUUCAUUCAAAUGGGAAUUGUUUCAACGUUUUUGGCAAUUUUUUUUAGACCAGUGUUAUAAAACAUAAUUUAUAGAUAUUUAAUGUUAUAAAUAAUUUGGAUACCUAGUCUGAUCUAAUGAUUUGUCAUCACUGUGCUUCAGGGUUGCCAGGUCUGCAACCCAAAAACCCAUCCACAACCAUUUCAGAUCAUGCAUUUAUCUAAUGGUUCUUUUACCAAGGUCCUAGGAAACCUGGCUGAUGUGCCUGGAUUCUGGUAAGCAAAAUCAUCAGAUAUAAAAAAUCAGGUUUUUGCCCAUAACACAUUUUAAAUGAUCAACCUUCAGAAAUCAGAAAUGAAUAUUUCAAUAAGCUGACAAGGAAAAUGAAUUUAUUUUCUAUCCUUCCCUUGACUAUCCUUCUGCAAAGAUCAUGAUGUGUACAGAGCCAGAAUAGCAAGUCAAGCUUUAAUCAAGUUUUUGGAAAGCUAUGUACUUAAAAAUUGAAGAAAAAAAUUGAAAUAUUCGUAAUCAGUUUGGUUUGUAAUCCAAAACACGCUGUCAAAAUGUUAAAAUGUGUUAGAGGUACUGACUGGUACAACUACACACAGAUUUGACUACCUUUUAUGUUCAUUAUGGGCUGUUUAAGAGAAUUGAAAGAGAAACACAGUUCAGAAACAUCUAUGGUUUUCAUAGUUAUACUUGGUUUAUAGAGAAAAACUUUCAGUAUAUGAUGGCUGUCACAUUCAUGUGCUUGUAAAUGUGGAAAGACACAAUACAUAAACACAUAAAAUAAAUCAUGUUCAGAAAAUAAUGAACAAACAGCAGCUGUUCAAAUGUAGUCUGGUUCUGCAGAAAAACACAGAACACUGCAACAACGCUAAACAUUUACAUAAUUGUACCCAAUGAAAGUUUUAGCAUCAUUUCCUAACCAUCGUUUAGACACAUCUGUGAAUAAAUGAUCUUUUAUUUAAAAAGAAGCAAAAAACAUCUUUUCUAUGUUGUCAUACAAGUCACUAUACUGUACUAGAGCCACUUCUUCAUGCCCUCAUCCAGACAUGCCAGAGUGCACAAGGGCAACAUUGCCCUGCCCUCAUCAAGAAUGCUGAAGCCAUCUCAGCCUAAUAAGUUUGGAAACAAUACUCUGAGUGUCUCCCCUGCUCUCGAGGGUACCAAGCGGUGGCAGAGGCUGGACAAAGACUUCAAUUCUCCACAGAGUAAAGGAAUGACUGAUGACUGCUCACUGGAACAUGACAUGGGCGUAAAAUAUGGAUGUCACAAAGACGACACGUCACACUUUCACAAAGAUCCAUCUGUCUAGUAAAAUUGAGGGAGAGACAGAGGUGUUGUUAUGCUACUAGUGCUAGAGCUGUUGAAUUAGAUGGUGCUGGUUGAUUGGGCGGGAUAAAGAUGUGCAUUGAGUCGACACAGCAGGAAGCCUUCAGUCGCAGUUCCAUGAAGCUGAGCGCAUUUUCCACAAAACGCUGCGCUGCCAAUGCACAUCUUCAUUUAUUUUUUUAAAAUAGAGUAGUUGAUUGAAGGUGAAUGACUGUAAUCGUUAUAGAAAAAAAAAGUGUGUUUUGUGAUUGAUCAGAAGGUUUUGUUUGCAUUUUGUUUGCAAGUUUUUGGGAAUUUUGCAUCUAGCUGAAAAGAGUGUCAGCAUUUUGGAGCCAUGGCAUUUAAUCAGCCCGACCUAACAAGGGGAAAUUCUCACAUCGGCACUCUCUACAGCUCAGUACUUUAUAGCUCAAAAGUCUUAGAAAUACAGAGAAUUGCUUGUUUGGUUGUUCAGAUCUUUGGAGGAUGAUGGAGAUUUAUGGAAAAGGGUUUCUUUUAGCCUUCAACCAGGAUUGUGCACAUCACUAGAGACAGAAAAUUUGUCCAACUCCAGAAGUCAACAGAUGCAUCUCGCCACAGUUUGCUCUACAUUAAAGAGAUUGGGCAUGGAUGGUUCGGAAAGGUGUUGUUGGGGGAGGUAACCUCUGGCCUCAGCAGUACCCAGGUGGUGGUGAAGGAGCUCAAGACGAGUGCCAGUAUUCAGGACCAGAUGCAUUUCCUGGAGGAAGCACAGCCUUACAGAUCUCUGCAGCAUCCUGCUCUAGUGCAGUGUUUGGCUCAAUGCACAGAGGUCACACCCUACCUGCUGAUCAUGGAGUUCUGUCCUUUGGGUGAUGUGAAAGGCUAUCUGCGCAGCUGCAGAGCAGCAGAUUCUGUGACUCCUGAUCCUUUGCUCCUUCAAAGAAUGGCUUGUCAGAUCGCUUCUGGCCUUCUGCAUCUCCACAAACAUGACUACAGACACAGUGAUCUGGCUUUGAGAAACUGCCUUCUGACAUCAGAUGUUACUGUCAAGAUCGGAGAUUAUGGCCUGUCACACAGCAAGUAUAAGGAUGAUUACUUUGUGACAUCAGAUCAGUCCUGGGUACCAUUACGCUGGAUUGCCCCUGAACUGGUGGAUGAAGUUCAUGGCAACAUACUGAUGGCAGACCAAACUAAACAAAGCAACAUUUGGUCACUUGGGGUAACUAUGUGGGAGUUGUUCGAGUUAGGGAACCAGCCUUAUAGACACUACUCUGACCGGCAGGUCCUCAACUUUGCUGUGAAAGAUCAACAACUUAAACUGCCAAAGCCAAUGCUUCAGUUUCCUCUUUCAGACCGUUGGUAUGAAGUGAUGCAGUUCUGUUGGCUUCAGUCAGACCAGAGGCCUAAUGCUGAGGAAGUCCACCUACUGCUCAGUUACCUGUGUGCCAAAGGUGCCAGUGAGGCAGAAGAAGAUUUUGAGAGGCGCUGGAACUCAAUGAGACCGAACAUGACUCAUGGCAGUCUGCACGGGGCUGGUCCCCUGACCUUGGAGAUGCCACAGUCCUUAACCACCUCAUCCUCAUUCCCCUUACUGGAGCAAUUUUCAGCUGGUGAUGGCUACCAGUCGGAGUCAGGAGACGACAUUCUCACAGUUACUGAGACCAGUCAUGGUCUGAACUUUGAGUACAAAUGGGAGCAAGCAAGAGCUAAACAACCCUAUCCCUCCUCAUCUACCAGUGGAACAUUAGGUCAAGGGAAUCCCCAUUGCCAGGAGGUCUAUUACCCUCCAGGAGGUAUGGUAGGUGGAUGUGGGAUUGAUCGCCUCACCUUAGGGGUCUCUCCCCAAUACUAUGACCCCAAGCAAUUACACACUCCAGGUGUUGUUCCAGUUCUCAGUGCACAUAGUCCGUCAGUGAAUAGUGAGUAUUACAUUCGUAUUGAAGAGCCAGUAGAAUGCAAUAUUGACAUGGAAUACACAAUGUGUGCAUACAGCCCUGAAUUUGGGGGCAGCAAUGGCAGCUUUCUCACUGGUAGUGGAGACUCAGGGGAUUGUAUGAAUUGUCCUUCUAAAGGCAAGCCAAUCGAAACAUACUGGUCAGCUGACAUCCAUAAAAGCAGUGCCUAUGAUUCAGACAGCAGUCCAACCAUGUCCCUAACUAUGGAGCCACUUCUAGGUCAGGUAUCUGAUUCCAGCCCACUUAGGCCAUGGGAGUCAGGUCAUUAUGUAUCAUACAAAGACAGGGACGGAGGCUAUUACUAUGAAAACUCACCACCCCUGGGUAUGGAUCACUACCUGAUUGGAGGUCCAUCAGAACCCAUGAGGGAGAGCUGGGGGUCCCGAAGCCUGAGACAGGCAUUGGGUGAGCUUGAGGAACCUUUGGGGAUCUCACACUCUAUCAACAGCCCCCCACAGGGCUAUGCUGACCCUUAUCUAGAGAGAAGUCAAGGGUCAGUACUUGGGAAGAAUGUAACUGGCGGAUACUAUGACAUGAUGGGUUCUUUGAGAAAGAUCAUGCCAGGGAACCACUCAGUGUGUAUUGACAUGGAAUCAGGGGGAGCUGUGUUUGUGGGGCAAGAUGAGAGUGACUCAGAAGAGGAGGAGGAUCUCUUCACUGAAAGGCAGGCAAUGGGCUGGUCUACCAACCACUCAACAAAAAGCAAUUUGAGCUUGUCUCAAAGGCAGUCAUCAAAGCAAGAUGCAUAUGCAGACUUUCAUUACACUAUGCCAAUGACUGAUGUUGAGGAUGCAUGGCCAGAGAACCACAGUCUCCCAUACCGAUCUACCAAAACAAUAAAAUACCUGGAAGGCAGAGCCAAAAGCAACACCUGCCCUGUGCAUGGCAGACAAGCAUCACUAUCCUCAGCAGACUGCAGCUCCUAUAUUCAUCUAUGUCAUGAACCUAGAGAAGCAGAGGUGUACCCUGUACCUUGUUGUCAGGCUUUGAGCAAUUCCCAUUUUGUAGAUCCUCUUACAGGGUCAUUAGUUAGAAAUAGUUUCAUGAAUGACAAUAUUUCAGACAAAAACACAGGCAUACCCUGCAGGAACCCACAGGUAGGCCAAGCUACCUUACCUACUGGACAUUUAAUUUCGAAAUCAGAGACAGCAAAAAACAAUUUAAAAGUGACAGAACACCCAGAAUAUGUUGAAACUUGUGUCAGAGAGGGAAUGUAUAGGCAAGACAGUACUGGACAACAAGAUACUAGUCAAAUUGACAUGAAAACAGAGGUUUUAACCAUAACUCAACAAGAGAAUCCCCUCCCUGAAGUCUCUUCCAAAGAUUCCGAAUCAGACAGAAGCAAGAUGGUGGACAGUGGUGUGGAACAUGGAAAUUCCAGCACCAGCCUGGUGGAAAUUGACAAUUGCAGUGAUGAUGACAUCACAGAUGUCACCUCUGGGAUUUUUGGUGACUUCACUGGAGAUUAUGCUGAGACAGCUGACUACACCUCUCCUUCAUUUAAGUCAUUGCAGAAGCAAGUAGGUACACCUGACUCCAUGGACUCCAUAGAUCUACCAUCCACUGCAGGCUCCAGUGAGACUCUGAGCCCAACCUCUCUCCAUCCAUCAAAUUCCCCAAGAACUGUGGAUAGUGGCUAUGACACAGAGAAUAAUGAGUCUCCUGAAUUUGUCCUCAAGGAACCCCAUGAACCACAAGACAACAAAACCUUUAUCCAGCCAUUGGGGCUGUCAGUUGCUGACUCAAGUCCAAUCGUUGAAGCAAAAGAAGGAGAUGAGGCUGACACCCAAAAAGAGGUUGUGGAGGAUGUGGAGGAAGAAGUCACCAUGAAAACAUCCCAGAGCACAGAAAAACUGACUGUACUAAGUGAUAAAACCCCAUACAGAGAUUCCGCUUACUUUUCUGAUACUGAUGCAGGGAAAGAGAAAGAGAGUGAUGAAGAUAAAGAGAAAGGUAUGGAUGAUCUUGAGAGGGAGGAAGAGGAGGGAACAAUGGAAGCAACAGACCAAAAAACACAACCACCACCAGUGGAAGAACAAGACAAAGAAAUUUCAAAUGUUUUGGAGACAGAAGAAAACCGUGAAAAUGUCUACAAUGAUAUUCAGGAAGGUACCCAAACAGCUCCACCCACAGAGGAAGAUGAAAAGGUUUCCCCUAGUUCCUCCGAACUAACUAUUAUUUCAUCAAUUUCUCCUGAGAUAUGUGAAUGUCCUAUAAACAACACUGUCCAGGAUGAAGCCUCUGACCUGAAUACAGAUGACCCUCAAGAAGUGCCAUCUGAAAAUCAGUUAUCUGAUUUAACUGCCUUGACUUUUUCUGAUGCCCAGCAAGAAAAUCACAAAACUGAGGUGACAGAUACCACCCUUGAUUUUGAGCCAUCAGUGGCUGACAGUUCAGUAGAGGACGGUAAUGUUGAGAUCGGUCCUGAUACCUUUAUCAAUGAAAAUGAAGUUAACCAGGAAGAGCAAGUUACUGAAGAAACAACAUCCAGCGCAAGUUUAGAAGAACUAUCAACUCAGGACAACGAUGACAAUGUGGAAACACUCAUAUCCGAAUCAGCCGAGAGUGUUUCAACAGAUAAUAUAACAGAUAAGCCUGAAAAUCUAGAUGGUAAGUCAAAAAAUGGAGCUCAGUUUCACAAGACUUCCUCUCGUCCUUCUUCGCCUCCUCCUCUCCCAUCACUCGAGGGUCGAGUGUCCCCAGUAGAGAGAGGAGAAGCUGAUGAUGAGGACAGGGAUUCAGAGGACAGUGAUGAAUCAGAUGAGGAGCUGCGCACCUACAGUAUCCAGGAACAGAGUGAGGAAAGCGAGGAUGAAAUCCUACCAGUGCCCAUCAUUGUGAGUGACUGCAGUGAUGCACACAAACUCAGAAGCCUCCUCAAGAUGCCCAGCAUGUGUGUGGAUAACCUUGGUGAUGAGUCCAAGAAGAAGGUGGUGUCCUUCUUUGAUGAUGUUACUGUCUACUUAUUUGACCAAGAAAGUCCAACCGGAGAACUAUCAGAACAUGCCUACCCCCUGGGAGGUGAGGCAAGCACACAGAGUGCAAACUGCACAGUGUUGAAUCAACAGGAAAAGGCCAACUCAACUGAUGACUCUUCAGAUGGAAAUAUUUCAGAAGAGAGUACAGGGUUUGAGUGGGAUGAUGAUUUCUCUUUGCUGCCACUACCAACCUCUUCAAUGGAAUCACCCCCAGACAUCAAGGCUACAACAUGCCUUCCACCCAGUCCCACAAAUCACAAGCCUGCUGCGCAAUUCUCACGUUUCACAGUUUCUCCAUCCCCAAUUUCACGAUUCUCCAUCACCCAUGUUUCUGACUCAGACGUGGAUUCUGCCGGAGGAAGCAGUGAGGACGGGGAUAGAGAAUGAGCACUGUACACCACUGCCAUCUAUGUGGAGUGCUCUGCACGGACCUCUUUUCUUCACCCCUACUGGUCUAUUGCAUUGAAAAUUAUACUGUUUCAAAUAUGUUUGGGAUGCCAUCAAGGACAGUGACUAAUAUUGUUUGCAACUAGUUACACAACGGUCCUUAUUGAACCAAUCACAAAUGAACACAUCUGUGGCCAUAUGCUUCUUAAGAAGAAUAUUAUAAAUACUGAAAUUCCCAAGUAAUACCACAUUUGUUAAAAUCAUAUUUUAAACUAGUGACGAUUUUGAACAGACUACAGUAUAUGACCUGUGAAGACGUUGGAUCUUUCUAAAAGAUUUCACAUAUUUUCAUGAAUAAUGGGUAUGGUCUUGAAAUGAAGGAUACCAUCAACAUUUUUAUUUCCAGAAGCUAAUUGUAAAGAAAAUAUCAAGAAAUUCUUUUUUCAAGGACUUUGACUUUGACUGUGAAGUAAUGACAAACUAAUGAACAAUAUUGCUAACAAUGAUUUAUGUUGCUAAAGGAAGAGAAAUGUAGUGAGCCUACUGUCAAUGGCUAAUUGUUGUUGGUUUUUGCCAUUUUAUUUUUGAGAAGGCAAACUCACCUUCCUUUUACAUUCAGUUUAUUUGAUUGGGCAUCAGAGCAACAGCCUUGUGCCUAUGUCACAUAACGAAAAGUGGCAGACUUUUGAAAGCUGUUUAAAAAAUGUUCGGGAGAGAGAAAACACAUAGCUGCCUUGAGUCAGCCAUCUACUUGUAAGUAGCAGAUUAUACAGGGUCAUAAAACAUCAUGAGACUUAGACCAGCUCUGUCAUGUUACUACAAUUAAGAUCUCGAAUGAAAUUCAUAUCUUUUUUUUUUUUUCAUUGUUUUAGAUUUUUGGAGAGGCAAAGUUUGCCUGGUUGAUGAAUACAGUUCUAAGAACUACUUUUCAGUAUUUACUUCUAAUUUUAAUGUAAAUUAUUGUCAGUAUCAUGCAAAAAUAUGAAUAAUUUUUGAACUCAUGUUUUACUGUCCUUACCUUACCUUGGUUAAGCGUUGAUAACCUCAAUUCUGUCUUCAGCAGUGCUUUCAGUCACCCAUAUCAUAAGAAAAAUCUUUUUAAAAAAGGUUUCAUUUUGGCCCUUGAAUAAGAACUGCUAAAGAAACACAAAAUAGAAAAACAACAUGAUCAUUUUAAAUGCUUGAGAACAUAUCAAAGUUCUUGGUACUGGACCCUUUAGUCCUUUAGUCUAUAUAUGCAUUUUAUAAUGAGCAUGUAUAAAUGAUACUGUACAUGUCUGCUACCUUAUAAGGACCAGAGCUGGGAUGUGUUAUGUUUAAGGUGUUUAUAACUUUUCUUUUAUUUAAUACACGAUGCCUGUCUUGUCACUUUUGAGAAAUUUAUAAAGACAUCGAAGGAAGAAAGACAUAUACUAGUGGCAUUUAGUGCACAGCCUAUGGACGACGUAUUAUAAUGGUUAUUUAUUAGAAUAGACAAAAACUACUGAACAAAAUGUACUGUAUGUUUGUUAAUUUGCAGAAUAACUGUCCGAUAUAAGUUUAAUUUUCUUGUGAACAUUGUUGGGGGGAAAAAAAAAAAGUCAUUUUCUUUCUUAGUAAGAAAUUGUUUGUCAAAGAUAAAUAGGAAUUUAAUGCACUCUGCAGAUUUCUUUACUCUGGACCCCAAGCUAGCCAACUGAAUUUGGGAAGAAAAGAAAAAUCUCAUCCUAAGAAUCCUCUCAUGUUCAAUGUUUGUUUGCCUCUUACGGCAUCAUUGUUCUAAAUAGGUUAGCCUAGAUUGAACUAGACAGCAAUCUGUACUAUUUUUGUAUUCUAUAAAACAGUUUUAAAAUCCUAAACUGUAUUAUAAUGUUGCUGGACUGUAAGAGUUUAUCAUCAUAUAUUUGCUGCCAAAGAGAAGCAUUCUACUGGUAAAAAUGGGGAUGUUGGCUGGUAUUGCUGGACACUAACAUGACAUGAUAAUCAUGGGCUAAUGGACAAUGUUCUUGAUUGUAAAGUGUGACUGUCUUCAUGAGAAAUCCAGCAAAAGGGUCUCGUCAUUAGAAUACCCAUGAAUUUGUGUGAGAUUCUAGUGAUAUAUGGUGAAGGAAAUCUUGUAGUUGAGUGUAGUGAGCAAAGAAGUGGUUGAAUGCUAUGGAGUAGGAAUCUAUAAAGAUAUAAAUUGGUUAGAGUUAAAUGUUAUGUGAAGGUUCCCAUAAAUAUCUGUCCCUCAUGGGUGUCACAUGAUCAGUGACUGUACACAAACAAAAAACAAAAAAAUAAAUUAACUGUUUGACAUCUU
Molecule: messenger RNA, 9803 nt
Organism: Hemibagrus wyckioides
Lineage: Eukaryota; Metazoa; Chordata; Actinopteri; Siluriformes; Bagridae
Gene: lmtkb
Product: apoptosis-associated tyrosine kinase b
Exons: 12
Coding region: 2951-7522 (1523 amino acids)
Biological process (GO): brain development; peptidyl-tyrosine autophosphorylation
Molecular function (GO): protein tyrosine kinase activity; ATP binding
Source: RefSeq, a predicted model, not a curated record